CCGGCACUGCCCAACUUAUCCUUUCGUUCGACACUUGUAGUCAUCGGAUAAUGCAAUAUAAAAUUAUUCUGGCCACCAUUUUCAAUAAAACUGAAAUUAAAAAUUAAAAUUGCAUAUAUUUCGAUGCCAUCUCCUUGCCUGUAUUCGUUGACUUCAAUGCUCCAGCAAUAAGCGUCACGCCCGCCAUUAUUGCCGGUAUCACACCCUUUACACGUCACUUUCAAAGAUCAAAGCCAUCUUAGCUCUUCGAUCAUACACUCCAGAAAAUUCAAAGAUUACUAGCAGUGUCUGCAAUGGCGGAUCAUAGUGCCCAGAUUCAUUUUGUUCUUGUCCCUUUGAUGUCUCCCGGGCAUCUUAUUCCCAUGGUGGACAUAGCCAAAUUACUAGCACGCCACAACGUUGUCGUUUCCAUAGUCUCCACGCCCCUCAACACUCCCAGAAUCAAAGCCGCCGUUGAUUUCGCCGUCGAAUCCGGCCUAAAGAUCAGGCUUCUGGAGCUCGAGUUCCCGGCCGCUCAGGCCGGCCUGCCGCCGGGAUGCGAAAACAUGGACUCCCUGCCGUCGCGCGACAUGAUCAAGAAUUACUUCGAAGCCGCCGCCAUGUUGCAGGAACCGUUCGAGAGACUGUUCCAGGAUCUGAAACCUCGUCCCAGAUGCAUAAUCUCCGGGAAGAAUCUCGCCUGGACGGUCGAAACCGCCCGCAAGUUUAACGUUCCCAGGCUGUUCUUCGACGGCAUGGGGUGUUUCUCUUUUGCAUGCACACAGAGUCUCCACAGUUCAAGAAUCCACGAAACUGUUUCCAGGUUUGAACCAUUUACAGUGCCCGGUUUGGCUCACAGAAUCAAGUUGACCAGAGCGCAGCUCCCGGAAGCCCUAAAUCCAGGCUCAGAAGACCUGAUUGAUGUUAGAAACAAGAUAGUCGCGGCAGAAUCUAUAUCAGAUGGGAUCAUAGUAAACACUUUUGAGGAACUGGAACAAGAUUAUAUACAAGAAUUCAAGAAAACCAAAGGUACAAGAGUCUGGUGCAUUGGCCCAGUUUCAGCCUGCAACAAAUCAGAAACGGAGAAGAUAACAAGAGGAAAUGCCAAUGCCAAUCUCCCAACACAAAAACACCCAUGCCUGGAAUGGCUUGAUAACCAAGAACCAAAAUCCGUGGUUUAUGCCUGUCUUGGGAGCAUCUGUGGGCUGUCUGCUACACAGCUUAUAGAAGUUGGGUUAGGCUUAGAAGCCUCAAAUUCUCCCUUCCUAUGGGUCAUAAGAGGAGGCGAAAAAUCAAAGCACUUGGAGAAAUGGAUCCAAGAAGAGAAAUUUGAAGAGAGGACUAAAGGGAGAGGCUUCAUAAUCCGCGGCUGGUCCCCGCAACUCCUUAUCCUGUCCCACCCCUCCACGGGAGCGUUCUUGACACACUGCGGAUGGAACUCGACUCUAGAAGGCAUCUGUGCCGGGAAACCAAUAAUCACAUGCCCGUUGUUCGCGGAACAGUUCAUCAAUGAGAGGUUGAUUGUGGAUGUAUUAGGAAGUGGUGUUAGUGUGGGAGUGAAAGCCGCUGUUGCCUGGGGGAUUGAAGAGAAAUCUGGGCUGGUAAUACUGCGGGAGGAUGUGAAGAAUGCUGUAGAAAAUGCAAUGGAGAAGAGCCAUGAAGCAGAGAGAAGAAGGGAAAAGGCAGUAGAGAUUGCAGAAAUGGCAAAGAAAGCCACUGCAGAAGAGGGAUCAUCUUAUCUUAGUAUAAAAGCUUUAAUCCGAGAUGUAAUGCAAGAAACUAGCAGCUUUUAGCUAGCAACCUGGAUGGUAUACAAUUAGCAAUUCCAUAUUUUCAUUCUCUCC
This is a messenger RNA of Ipomoea nil (Japanese morning glory), 1823 nucleotides long. Its product is annotated as UDP-glycosyltransferase 73C6-like. Gene Ontology annotation, molecular function: UDP-glycosyltransferase activity. The transcript has a single exon. The record is from RefSeq and is a predicted model, not a curated record. The coding region runs from base 294 to 1772 and encodes 492 amino acids. Lineage: Eukaryota; Viridiplantae; Streptophyta; Magnoliopsida; Solanales; Convolvulaceae.